Messenger RNA from Ascoidea rubescens DSM 1968, 1330 nucleotides. RefSeq names its product BAR-domain-containing protein. The transcript has a single exon. Gene Ontology annotation, biological process: actin cortical patch localization; endocytosis; plasma membrane tubulation. NCBI's taxonomy places the organism in Eukaryota, Fungi, Ascomycota, Saccharomycetes, Ascoideales, Ascoideaceae. The record is from RefSeq and is a predicted model, not a curated record. Gene Ontology annotation, cellular component: Rvs161p-Rvs167p complex; medial cortex; mating projection tip. Gene Ontology annotation, molecular function: protein binding; lipid binding. Bases 212 to 1045 code for a protein of 277 amino acids.
UUAAAUUCCAGAUUUGUGAUGAAAUAGUGAGGUGAAAUAGUACAAGCCAUUUGGAAGGUGGGAUAGUAUAAAUAGCAGGAUGAGGAACUUGUUAUUAAGAGAGCAAAGAGCAUCGGAUUGAGGCAUAAGAAUACGAUACAAUUACACAUACAAUUACACAUACAAUCACACGUAAACCAUCUGAAUAGAAUAGAAGAUUAGAUUAGAAUAAAUGAGCUGGGGUGGAUUUAAGAAGGUGCUCAAUAGGCAAGCGAGUCAGAUAUUGGUGAAAAGCGAAGAUAAAGUGACAGAUUACGAGUUUGAGUACUAUGAAAGAGCAUACAAAGAAUUAGAUAAAAUUGGAUAUAGGUUGGCGAAGGAGAGCCAGGGGUAUUUGAGCUCGCUUUUGCUGUUGAGCAGGUCUCAAUUGAGUAUCGCAGAAAGCAUCACCAAGUUGUUUCAAGAAGAGGGAAGCCAGAGUGGAAUCAGAGAGAACAAUUUACGAUUUCGCGACGAGUACUUGAGCCGAAUCCGAGACUUUGAUGGAGAGACAAUGAAAGAGGUGGAGCACGAGUACAAAACGACGGUUUUGGAGCCAAUGGAGAGGUUUUCAGAGUACUUUGAGAACGUGCAGCAGGCGGUGAAGAAGAGACAGCACAAGAGGAUGGAUUACGAGAACUGCAAGAGCCGUGCGCGGCGAGUGGGGGGCGGCAACCCCAGCAGUAGCAGCUUGAACGUCAGCAAGAUCGGGCGUGUUGAGCGGGAGCUCCAGCUCGCAAGAGAGGUCUACGAGGGGCUCAACGAGGAAUUGAAGGUCGGAAUGGCCGAGUUGGUGAACUUGCGCCAGCCCUACAUGGAGCCCUCGUUUGAAGCCAUGAUGAAGGUCCAAAAGAAGGUGAGUUUGGGCGCGUAUGUCGCGUUGGCCCAGACCCAGAACCUUGUGAGCGCGGUCGAUCGCGACGGGUUUGCAAACGGGACGUUGGACGCGCGGAUGGACAACGCUCUUGCGGAAAUGCUGCGGUUGACAACGGUGCAGUGCGUGUACUCAGGACAACGCGCGUUAUAAUGGGUGUGUGCAUGCGUGUGCCGUUAACUAACCAGCAGCAAACAGGCCAGCACGUGGUUCAGCCAAAGCAAAUGCCGGGAGCCGAAGACGCAAGGCUCUGGCCUCUGCCGGCGUUCAGCCGCAGCAACCCGGGCCAAUCACGUUGCGUAGUGCCGGAAAUCAAACGCAGCUUCUCGUCCCGCUUUAGACGCUUGUGGAGCAUCUCCAGCUUUUUUAUCUUCCUUUUCCACCUUCCUCACCUUCCUCACCUUCCUCAUCUUCUUCUAGCUGUUUCUCAAUUUUGAU